This is a messenger RNA of Adineta ricciae, 2994 nucleotides long. Lineage: Eukaryota; Metazoa; Rotifera; Eurotatoria; Adinetida; Adinetidae. The record is from the annotation of a GenBank genome assembly.
AUGGGCAAUCAAACGAUAAAAGAUUCCAGUACACGUGCAUCGCCCAAUUUAAAAAGUCGUCGUUCAAUAUCAAAGCCAUUUCUCAAUAUCUCGGGUUCACAUACUGAUUCACCUUUAAUAUCAACAUCAUCGCUUGCAACGACACAUACAAAUGUAGAUGAUAUAUCAAUUCAUAGUCAAGGUUCAUUUCGUUCAACACCUUGUGGAACACUGGCACAUAUUCAGUCGCAACAACAUAACAACGGUAAUUUUGAUUGUUUAACUGCAGAAAAACGUUGGCUAUCACGAGAAUUAUUAUUAACACAAUGUGAUACAGCAUCAACAUCAUUUCUUGGCAAUAAUAAUAACACUAACACAACUAGUAUAACAUCGAGCAACUGUCCUUUACAUCACCAUCGGACGAACACACCUAACGAUGGGAUCUACAUCGCAUGUUUGCCAUUUAAUGCAAGUGACGACAAACAAUUAUCAUUAGCGGUCGGUGAACAUUUAACUAUUGUUAAUUAUCAUGAUCGAAAUCAUGAUUGGGUCGAAGUACGCAAUAGUCAAGGUCAAGUUGGGUGGGUGCCGCAAGUAUUUAUCAAGCCAUUAUCAUCAUUGGAUAGACAUUCCUGGUUUCAUGGCAAAGUAUCAAGAUGUGAAGCCGAAUAUUUAUUAACACAAGGAAUUAAUGGAAGUUUUUUGGUUCGAGACAGCGAAACUGUUCCAGGUCAACUUUCGAUUAGUCUUCGGUACGACGGCCGAAUCUACCAUUAUCGUAUAAAUACAGAUGAAAAUGGCCAAUAUUAUGUUUCAACGGAAUUACGUUUUGCAACAUUACAACAAUUGAUCCAUCAUCAUUCUGUGACAACCGAUGGUCUUGUUCAUCUGCUACUCUAUCCCAUUAGUAAACAUAAAAUUCAACCAGCAUUGUUCAAAAUUGAUGAUAAAUGGGAAAUACCACGAUCCGAAAUAGCCAUGAAACAAAAAUUAGGAGGCGGACAAUACGGUGAAGUCUACGAAGCUUUAUGGAAACGUUACAACAAAGUUGUCGCAGUUAAAACACUGAAAGAAACGAUGAGUUUACAGGAUUUUCUUGAAGAAGCAGACGUUAUGAAAGAUCUAAAACACCCAAAUCUGGUUCAACUGCUCGGUAUUUGUACACUUGAACCACCUUAUUAUAUUAUCACGGAAUUUAUGCCACACGGAUGUUUGUUGGAUUAUUUGAAGCGACGACCACGAACAGAAUUAACAUCAACAGUUUUGAUGUAUAUGGCUGGACAAGUAGCGUCAGCGAUGACUUAUUUAGAAGCGAAAAAUUUUAUCCAUAGAGAUUUAGCGGCACGAAAUUGUUUGGUUGGAGAUAACCAUGUAGUCAAAGUGGGAGAUUUUGGUUUAGCUCGUUUAGUUAAAUGUGAGGAUCAUUACACAGCUAAACAUGGUGCUAAAUUUCCUAUUAAAUGGACAGCACCGGAAGGAUUAGAAAGAAAUCAAUUUUCAACAAAAUCAGAUGUGUGGAGCUUUUCCAUUCUCUUAUGGGAAAUUGCGACGUAUGGGGCUAGUCCCUAUCCUAAGAUAGAACUCUGUCAAGUGUUUGAUCACCUUCGAAGUGGAAAUCGAAUGGAACGUCCAGCUGGUUGUCCAACGGAUGUGUAUAAUCUAAUGCAAAAAUGUUGGAGAUGGAAUCCAGAUGAAAGACCAGCGUUCAAGGAAAUCCAUGCAGAACUUGAAAGUAUGACCACUGUUGGAUUCAACAGUCAAGAAAAUGGAUCAGUAAAAAUUCUCUCUGCAAAUGAUUAUUGUGCAAAUGCGAAUCGUGCAAGGACGGGUCCAUCACUUCCACCUCCUCGCCCACCGGCUCGUACAUGUUCAUUCUCAAGCGUUACAUCUUCAACUCCCCCACCACCUCCACCAGCAGCAGCCCAUCAAUCAAUACUUGCACGUUUUCUCUCCUCACCUCGUCCAAAAGCUCCUACCGAUCAACAACAACAGCAAGUAACAAUUCUCGAAGAAUCUAAUGAGCAAACCCUACCUAUAAUCGUUCAACAACAACAACAACAAUUACGUGAUCGGCCACGAAAUCUCAAUCCCGAAGCCCGCCUAUCAACAUUCAGUAAAAAGCAAACCUCAUUACCUGUUUCAACAACUCUUCCAAAUUCAGCUUCCACAACAACAUUUGUCACACAUAAUCAUUCCUCAACAACCAAUGGCAUCGAGCCAUUACAAAAUGUUGUUUGCGACAGUGUUCAACGCCCAACACCACCAUCAAAACCUAGUCGAGAUGGAUCAAUCAAAAUGAAAACAAACAAAAAAGCGAACAAAGCAAAAUCGAGCGCAUCCAUUGAUAGCCUAACAUCUUCAUCAAGUACCAAUUUUACUGAAUCGAAAACUUCUGAACAUCAACAUUCAUCUUCAAAUUCUUCCGCCACAACUCCCGAAUUCUGUCGAAUACAUCUUCGACAAACAGGUGCUACACCGAAUACAAAAACCUCGACGGAAUCGGAAUCGACCAGCGAAUCUGUUCCGUCAUCAGUUGGUAUGGCCAUUCGUUUAUUUUCAGAAUACGCAUCGAGCCGAUGUCAAGAUACAAAACCUCCUUCCACGACUACAUCUGACACAGAUCAGCCUUCCGAUUCGGUUCGUUCACUACUUGAAACAGUUCAGUUGUUAAUCAAAUACAUUCGUCAAGUGCAAAAAAAUCGACAAAGUAGAUUAAUCAUGAGCAGUUCAACCAUGGUGAUUGAUGAUAACGAAACGAUAAAUGGAAAAACUUUAUCAUCUAUGCCAACGACGAUCAGUUUAGUUAAUGAUCUGAAUUUAUUUGGUGAUCGAUGUUUAGAAUUAUCGAAAGUCAUUCCACCACAAAUUGCAUUUAAACUACGUGAACACAUUCAAAAUAUCAAAGAUACAUCUAAACCACUAUUCGAUAAUGAUGAAAAUCGUGAUGAAACUACAAUUUUCUCUCAAAUGACAAGAAUCCUCCAAGAUAUUAAAAUUCUUCUCGACAAAUUAUAA